Molecule: messenger RNA, 1899 nt
Organism: Camelina sativa (false flax)
Lineage: Eukaryota; Viridiplantae; Streptophyta; Magnoliopsida; Brassicales; Brassicaceae
Source: RefSeq, a predicted model, not a curated record
AGAGUGAUUCUUUUACUCCCUUCUCAAGCGGACGUCGCCGUCUCUACUGCUUCUUCUUCUAACUCUUAGCUCCAUCCUUUUUUUUUCUUUUUUUUUUUGGGUAGAAGCUUCAAUUUCAAGUCUGUGUAAUGGCGUAGCUAAAUCUCUGGUUAACUCCGGUUCUUAGCGUUUUCUUUUGUUCUCUUUUGCUCUCCUUCUACAAAUAAAAAAUCGCCGGAUCUUGCUUGCACGAACUUCUCCGACGCAUCUUCUUUCACAGAGUUUGCGUCGUUUUAUAAAAAAUCCAUACUUGUUUUCUGGGAAAAUUCGUGUUGUGUGUUUUUGACUAGGUCUGACUGAAUCUUAGAGUCGACGAAGAAACCUGUGUGGGGAGUGUAGCUUUAAUUUUAAGGUUUUGUAUUUGGUCAACAACAUCAGAAACAGGCGUGCGGAGAUGUUGAGCUUUCUAGAUUCAGUUGUUGUGGAGAAUAGUUGUGAACAUUGAAGGAUUCGUGGUUUUUAUACUCUGCUCUAAUGAAGAACGAACAGACCACACAGGAGUUGCAGUCUUCCACCCAAGGUGAACAGAAACUUAAACAACCAAUAGAAGCUCCUGUACAAGAUUCUGGUUCUGCAUCUGGCUCUAGUAAUGACGCUAGGAAAGUUUCAAGGGAAGAUAUUGAAUUUGUCCAAAAUUUGAUAGAAAGAUGUCUUCAGUUGUACAUGAGUAAAGAUGAGGUCGUGAAGACCCUCUUGUCCCGUGCAAGGAUUGAUCCUGGAUUUACAAGCUUAGUAUGGCAGAAAUUGGAAGAAGAAAACGCCGAGUUUUUCAGGGCAUAUUACAUCAGAAUGAAACUAAAAAGGCAAAUAGUUGUAUUCAACCAUUUGCUUGAGAACCAGUAUCAGCUCACGAAGUAUCAUGCACAUGGGAAAGCUCCUAUGGUGGUCCCGAUGCAGAACGGGAUUCAUCCCAUGGCACCUGUGAACAACAUGCCCAUGGGAUACCCAGUACUACAACCACAUCCUCAGAUGCAUGCUCGAGGUCAUCCCCAUCUUGAUCCUAUGGGUGGAGUGUCAAGCUGCCAUGUGGUUAGUGGAAUCCCUGCACCUGCUAAUUUCCAACCAAUGAGGAUGAACUCAGGGAAUGAUAUGGUAGUAGAUACAACCAUGGCUGAUCCAGCUCCAGUGAUUCCACCAAGCAGUGGUAUGUCGGAUGUGCCAGUGAGUCCAGCUUCUGCAGGGUCAGGUGGACACUUUCCCUUUGCUGCUUCAGAUAUGCCAGACAUGGGAAUGGACACGGCAGCUCUUGAUUCUGCUUUCACAUCUGAUGUCACAACUUCAGUAGGGUUAGAACUUGGAUCAGAUGGAGGAGCUGGAAGUUCUAGAGACCCUCUCAGGCCAUUUGAUCAGAUACCUUGGGACUUUAGUCUCUCUGACCUCACAGAUUUGUCAAAUCUCGGAGAUUUAGGAGCCUUAGAAAACUAUCCAGGUUCUCCUUUUCUUCCAUCCGAUUCUGACCUUAUGCUCGAUUCUCCCGAACAAGAUGACAUAGAUGAAUUCUUAGUGGAUCCGGUCCCAGAACCUCCAUGUCCUCAGUCAGAAGAAGACAAGUUGUAGAUUGGCCCCGCCCAGAAGUAAUCUUCCAAACCAAUGUUAAUGGUCCUGUCUGCAUAUAUUAUGUAAUUAAAGGUUGUUUUCAUAUAAAUCUCUCAAGUCUUUAAUGUAAGGUCAUGUUCACAUCUAGCAAGCAAGCAAGCAAGCUAAAUGAUCUCUUUUCUUUUCAUCUUCUAAUGUUAAUGGGGAUAGACUUAGAUUAAUUGGGUCAGUGUUGUCCUUUAUUUUGGGACUCUGCAAGCAUGUUGUAGAGUCCCUACCAUUGUAUAAAAACAUCUUCCAAUAAUCUAUGUUCUUGUUCAAGUA